This is a messenger RNA of Ilyonectria robusta, 2727 nucleotides long. Its product is annotated as caspase domain-containing protein. Gene Ontology annotation, molecular function: cysteine-type endopeptidase activity. Lineage: Eukaryota; Fungi; Ascomycota; Sordariomycetes; Hypocreales; Nectriaceae. The record is from RefSeq and is a predicted model, not a curated record. The coding region runs from base 1 to 2460 and encodes 819 amino acids. Gene Ontology annotation, biological process: proteolysis. The transcript is spliced from 3 exons.
AUGCGCAAGGCAAGCGCAUUCCCAUCGACAAAUCUUCAAGGAUGUGUCAAUGAUGUGAGAAACAUCGAGCGUUUCCUUCGAGAAGACACAGCACAAAGAUUUCAAGUAAUGACUCCUUCCGUUCUUACCUCGUCUGUCGACCAGAACCGUACGGAACCAUCAGAGCCCCUGAAAUGUUGGCCGACAUUUGCCAAUAUCAAGAAGGAGUUCGAAAAAGUCGAGGAAGUGGCGAGCCCUGGCGAUUUCUUCUUCUUCCAGUUCUCAGGUCACGGCGCACGACUUCCUAAGGUGUCAGGGUCACCCAGCGAGACCCAACAUGACCCUUGUCUUCUUACAGUAGACUACUUCCGCGAGCAGCGUGCAGUGCGGGGAUGGGAAAUCAAUCAAUGGUUGAAGAAUUUGAAUGAAAAGAAAAUUCAGAUCGUCGUCAUUAUCGACAGUUGCUACGCCGGGGGCGGAUGGCGAUCAGGCGAUUCGGGUGGCCGUUGGAGAUCUCCAGAAGGCUUGGCCACGGUUCCCAACCUUCCUAUCGAUGGAGAUCCUACUAUUGAGACUCCUGUCAUGUCGAAUAGCCGCGAUGGCGAGUUGGAUGUAUCCUGGUCCAUCAACCCGGAAGGGUUCACGUUGAUGGCGGCCUGCAAAGGUGAUGAGAAGGCUUUCGAGACCAUUAUCAAUGGGAAAGCGGGCGGGGAAUUCACUUGUGGACUACUGGAGUCUUUGAAGCCCGUGAAACGGAGCAAGCAGAGUGAAGUUAAUCUGACAUACCGCGCCCUUCGCGACCACAUAGCGCAGCAACUUACGGGGAAUGACCAGACUCCAAGGGUGUUUGGUCGAGACAGACUUCUUUUCUUAGGAAGUCAAGAACCGUUCUUUCCUACACGCCUUGUUGUGAAAGUCGACAAGGAUGAAGUUUCUCUCCCAAUCGGAAAGGUCCAUGGUAUUCAUGAAGGAUGCGAGUUCACGACUAUCGCGCCAGCUUCAGAGGCGACCUUCCAAAUAGAUAAGGUGGGGGAGGACAAUUGCAGCGCAACGGUGCCCCCUCACGUUUUACAGAUACUACAAAAAUCUGUUUGUGAGGUCGUUCCAUCCCGGUGGAGUUUGGGUAAGGACGCUCUUCAGAUUCUUGUUGACGCAAGUCUCGGGAGUGAGUUCCAGGCGGCCCUAUAUGAGUCCCUCCAGAAGCGCAUUGUCGGGUCGAUCAAGGUCAGGAAUCACGAAGUCGGCCGGCCAGAUCCCGACUCACUGAGACUAGCCAAGGGCAAGGGAGACGGCAGCAUUGAUAUCUUCGGUCCUCAGUCCUUGAUCGGGUACAAAAGCGCUGUGCGUGGCUUAAAUCUCAGCGGUGACAAUGUCGAGGACAUCGCAGCCAUCGCCCUAUCACAUCUGACCCGUUUCGGACAGAUACUUGAUCUUUCUGAGCAAGCCUCAAACGCAAAGAAGCCAUUCGAUUUAACCUGGGAUCCCGGGCCGAAUAUAAACGGCAAAGAGACAUUCCACGAACACCAACAGUUCAAGCUCAUAGUUGCGAACAAAGGCGAAGAUCCGCUGCACUUCACCGUACUGGGCUUGAGUCCCGGGUUUCACGUGAAGCAGGCCUACCCUUCCGCCGACCAUUCAGCAACGGUGGACCCAGGCAAAGAAGACUCGUUCUCUUGGACACUCAGGAUUCCAGACGAGUUGAAAACGGCUCAGACGACUGAUAACAUUCAUCGAGACAUCUUCCGCACAAUUGUCACCAUAGGCAGAGAGUUCUCAUGGAAGAUUUUAGAGUUGCCGGACAUCUGGAAUGCCAGUCAAUGCGGGGACUUGAUUCGAUGGAGAAGGGAUAUGGUGCCACAGGAUAAAGGGUUUAGUUGGUGGGUGGUGGACAGGGAAGUGAGUUUCUCUCUUUCUGGUCUCUGUGGAACAGGCCCAGCCAAUUUCCAAUGUCCAAUGGACAUCAUGGCCAGAUCCAUUACCCGUCAGGAGAUGAAGCGUCCAGAGCGCCCGCAGGACAAGCGAUAUUUCGUUCGAACAGGGAUCUUGCGACGCCUCAAGCUCAAGCUCAAGCCCAAGCUGACGGGUACAGGGCUACGGGAGAGAAUCAGUCGCACAAAGGCCAUUGGUUCAGACCAAAAAAGACUCAGUUGGCUCCAUCCCUUAAUUACCGGCGGGAGCUACUUUUCACAUCCAAGCCAAGCCAGGAAAGGAGUGCAAAAGGUCCGACGUCGCGCUAGAUACGCAGACGACGUCACCAAAGCCGAUUUUGUCUUGGGCUUUGCUCUUUUCGCGCUCUUUUCGCGCUCACACCCCCUGAUGGGCGGCCUCCAUCGGACCCACCAGGACAUGGUCUUGAGCGGGGAGACAGAUCUCUUCCGUAAACUAGACAUCCUUAUUCUUUGCUGUAAGUCAGUUAAGAAGAUACAAGGCUUCGGAAUCGAUAACGCAACGGAAUUCACGGCUUGUCUCGUGCGCUUCUAAAUCCCUCGUAUGCCAGCAUGCCUCGGCAACCGUGUCAUGUGCAAGUUCCGAUGGACGAGCGGAGUCAGCAGGGAACUUUUGAUGUCUCGCAGCUUCACCCAACGAAAUUGACCGCGUUUACGUUGGUAAAUUAUCGCAAAGGUCCAGACCAGCCUCUUUGCUUUCUUAUUACCAUCAUAAAAUAUACACUCCCUCGUCUAGCUGCAUAGUCAUGUCGCAUGACUUGCUAGGGCUGGAGGAGGGCUGGAGGCGGGCCGGAGAAGCAGG